Syngnathus typhle (broad-nosed pipefish) is the source of this 4552-nucleotide messenger RNA. RefSeq names its product cyclin K (gene ccnk). The record is from RefSeq and is a predicted model, not a curated record. The transcript is spliced from 15 exons. Gene Ontology annotation, biological process: regulation of transcription by RNA polymerase II; positive regulation of DNA-templated transcription, elongation. The coding region runs from base 658 to 2220 and encodes 520 amino acids. Gene Ontology annotation, molecular function: cyclin-dependent protein serine/threonine kinase activator activity. Gene Ontology annotation, cellular component: cyclin/CDK positive transcription elongation factor complex; nucleus. NCBI's taxonomy places the organism in Eukaryota, Metazoa, Chordata, Actinopteri, Syngnathiformes, Syngnathidae.
CCCGGAGCGCGGCGGCCGGGACUGGCGACGGGGAUCUCGCCGUGGCGUCAUUGGCGUCGGCUGCGGGAGGAGGAGCACGACAGUUGAGUUAUUCUCCAAGACGGAAAACUGAGAAAAGAAGACUGCAAAAAAAAAAAAAAGCUUGUCAUUGAAGCCAGGCCUCGCCAACGAGACUCGUUGGACCUCCUUGUGUCACUUGGACCGAGCUCGAGGCCGGCGGCUACCACGAAAGGGGUUCGAUUCCGCGAAGCCUCGCUCGGCUGUGGGGAAAUAUGUCGCCAUUCUGGUGGGUGCCCCCGCCGAGGUCCGCGGGGCUCAUCAUCCGCGUGACUCGGAUGACUGCGAGAAUGGCGGCCGGCCACCUGCGGCGACUUCUCGUCCGAGGUGCGAUCCGAUGGCGGAAAACCGGAACAAUCCACCUUGAGGAAAUAGCCCACAGUGACAAGCUCAAGUCCAAAGUAGGACCAGAUUGAGGCCCGUCUAUUUUACGACGUCAACCAACCAUCUUGUCCUCCCAAUCAGCAAGACACUUCUUCACACCGUUGUGUGGCUCAAGUUCAAAAGCAGGCAGUCAACGCGGGGGCCUCUUCCUCUGUGGCCUCUCCCCAGCUGAAUAAGGAGUCGAAAGAAAAUGCGGCGGCGGCGCAGCAGCAGGUCAUGUUGGACCACAUCAAACCAUGCUGGUACUGGGACAAGAAAGAUUUAGCACACACGCCCUCUCAGUCGGAAGGCCUGGACCCGGGCACCGAAGCCCGCUACCGCAGAGAGGGAGCCCGCUUCAUAUUCGACGUGGGCACCAAACUCGGCCUACAUUACGACACACUGGCGACGGGCAUCAUCUACUUCCACCGUUUCUACAUGUUUCACUCUUUCAAGCAGUUCCCCAGAUAUGUGACGGGAGCUUGUUGUCUCUUUCUGGCGGGCAAAGUGGAGGAAACGCCCAAAAAGUGCAAAGACAUCAUCAAGACGGCGCGCAGUUUGCUCAACGAUGUGCAGUUUGCGCAGUUUGGAGAUGACCCCAAGGAGGAGGUGAUGGUGUUGGAGCGAAUUCUGCUGCAGACCAUCAAGUUUGACCUGCAAGUCGAGCACCCUUACAUGUUCCUCCUGCGUUACGUCAAGCAGCUCAAAGGGGAGAAGAAUAAAGUGUGCAAGGUGCUCCAGAUGGCCUGGACCUUCGUCAACGACAGCCUGUGCACCAUGCUGUCGCUGCAGUGGGAGCCGGAGAUCAUCGCGGUGGCCGUCAUGUACCUGGCAGGUCGCCUGUGCAAGUUCGACCUCCAGGAGUGGACGGCAAAGCAAUCGUCGCGCCGCUGGUGGGAGCAGUUUGUCCAAGACGUCCCCGUUGAGCUCCUCGAAGACAUCUGCCAUCAGAUCCUGGACUUGUACUCCCACGGCAAUAAGCCCAUCCCCCAGCAGAUGCAGGAUAAGGAGCGGGUGUCCGCUGCCCCCGUCCUGACUCCCACCCCCCCGGCGCCACCAUUAGCCGCCAACCCUCCGCCGCCUCCGCCCCCGGCCAAGAAGGCGUCCCCGCAAGGCGGGAGCCCAGCGCGACAACUCAAACGGACACAUACCUCCCCCAAGGAAGAACCAAAGCCCUCAGAACAAGCUGGAUCAAAGAUUCCUCGACUGGAGAGCCCCAUGCCGCCGCUGCCCACUUCGCAGCCGCCGCCGCCACCGGAGCGCAAACCCGCUGCCCCUGCCCCACCCACGGAAGUGGAAGCCCCGAGCGAAGCAGCCCCGCCGCCACCUCACGCGCCACCGCCUAACCAGCCCCACGCGCCCCCUCCCCUCCCUCACCGGCCACCUCCGCCGCCACCCUCCAACUACGUCAUGUCCACCACCAGCUCGUACAUGUCGGGCGAGGGCUACCAGAACCUCCAGUCCAUGAUGAAGACGGAGGCGCCCACCUAUGCGCCCCCCAUGCCACCAACCUACGCCCCCCCAAUGCCACCCUACCACGUGUACCCGCCGCCCAGCGCCCCACCACCGUCCCAUCCUCCACCUGCGGGCUACCCGCCGCCCACAAUGCCUCCUAGCUACCCGCCGCCGGGCUACACCAACUUUCCUCCCCCGCCACACAUGCCGCACACCCACGUACCCCCGCCCAUUGGCCUCCCCCCUGCCGGAUACCCGCCCCCGCCCGUGCCGCAAGGCCAGCCACAGGUGCCCCUGCCCCCGCCACCUGGCAUGCCCAUGAACCGUGGUGGAUGGAUGAGAUGAAAUGAGAUUAAUUUCAGCCGAUAGAGCCGGUCUAAUUUUUUGGAGUGUGUUGUUGACACCGUGUCGUGGUUUAGGUCGACCAGGUGGGAUUUUCUGCCCUUGUGUGCCUUAAGUUAGCAAGGCACGGUUCUGCUUCUCACCUUUGGGGAUGUGUCAAAUUGGCAUUUUGGGAAAAGUCAUUUGCAUUUUUUGUUCAGUUUUCUUACACCUAGGUUAGGGACCAACACUUGACAGGAAUAGUAGCUGUAUAGACAGAGGCGAGGCCCACUAGCCACAAAUUGUACAACGUGAGAAUAAUCAGUCUUCCCAGAAAUUUUCAAAAUUGGUAUCCGAGAUGGCUUGUUGUGUUUUAUUUUGCCAUUGUGAAAUGUCUAAACUGUUUCUGGUGUUGCCACAAGGGUGCAGUGUUGGUGCAAAAAUGAAGCAGACAGGAGCACUGUUGUAUCAACAAGUAGUUUUAUUUUCUCUUCUGAUUCUAAACGUGGCCUAGUCAGUCAGCCAGCUGCGAUCCGCUCAGAUGCGUUGAGAAGGACAGGAAGACAUUGAUGACAUUACGGUCAUGCUAGUGAGUGUCAGCGCUGUUGAUUAGACAAGUGUUCCAAAUUUAAAACACAACUCCAAAUGUCUAUGUACAUUUUUUGACAAGAGAAUCAUGGCUUCCAAUCACUUACUAGAAAAAAAAGGACACUUUUUACCAAGAGUUAUUAAAUUAAUAUUAGGGCCACACUGAAGAGGGAAGCAGAACUGGAGGGAAAAAAUCACUAUAUAUAUUAAUACUGAAGACCUUGUUUAAAAGAAAAGCGGUAAAAUUGACUUCAUGUGUUCAGUUUGUUGUACAGCGAACAAUUGUGAGUGUUUGUGAAGAAAUGUUCUCGUCAGGGCUUUUGCCGACAUUUGUGAACUUUGACAUAAACUUAUAGUUUGCUACAGUCACAAUUGUUUGCUAAUCCUUUUGUUUUUUUUAGGAGUGUGGCCCUAAUACUGCUUGCUUAGAAUGAAAUGUGUACAUGUUUGUUUGGGGUUGUUUUUGCACGUCUCAUUGCAAACUCUUGUUUCUGACAUCAAGAAGAGAACUUGUUAAAGGAAUGCUUCAUUUAUUUAGCCAAUUUCAGCAGUAAAACUGUUUGCCUCUUGCUGUUGACUGAAAAUGAGGUCCUGGAUUUAGGGGUCAGCAAAUGACCAUUCAUGGCUCAUGUGACAUUUGUAAGCGGAGAUGUGAUUGGUCAUUUCCUGAGUCCUGAGGUCAUGUGAUGUCAUUUUAAGUUGAUGUAAAAGAAAAUGUUACUUUAAAUGAUACUUUAUUUAAUUGUUCAUGAGAAUUUGUUGUAGACCAAAUUUGAACAUUUUACUGCUGAGAAUGGCCUGAAUAAGAAAAGCAUCCCUUAAAGAUUUUGCGAUUGAGACACUGGUCAGAACCACAAAAGGUUAACAAGAACAUGCACAGCGUCAACAGUCUUGUAGCAAACGCGACACCGACCUGAGAACGUGAUUGUCGAGCAUGCACACAGCAUCCAUUUGGGCUCGUUUCAGUAGACACGGUGACAAAUAGUAUUCACAAUGUGUAGCUUGUGUGGUAAACAGUCUCUGUUGGAACCAAAAGUCAAAUGCUAACAGUGACAAUGUUAACUGUAAACGAGCCCAAAAGGUGCCAAAGCCCCCUUCCCCACCGUGGGCAGCAAAUGUCAACGUUUGCUGCUCUGAGGACAGGGGCCUUAAGUCAGUGGAUCCACACCACUUAACACAACCAAAGCAUUUUACACUAGCAAUAAACAUGACAGGGCAAAUAAUUCAUAAACAAUAACUACAAUUUCCAAAGUUAGGCUACACCUAAAUCUUAGAUGUCUUUAUUGCAUUAACUAACAAGAACCCGUUACAGUCAAAACGUAAGUGUACUCUGAGGAGAUGUAGUGCCCAGUAGGGGGCACUACAGUAGCUCAUAUCAAAAUGGUAAGAUGUGUGCGGCACCUGUGCUUGAACCCACGCAGCGUUGGUACCUCUGGCCCACAACCCAAUGUCAACUGACUGCAACACUGUGGGAAAGUCCAAAACUCUUAUGCGAUACGCAGUGUUGUGGAUAGUAUUCUGUUUUUUUUUUUUUUUUUUUUUCCCUCCUCUCCAAUGUUUUACCAGGUAGAGCAAUUGAGGAAAAUGUUCUCAAUUGAUUUCCCUGGUAAAACAUUGAUGCUGUCACCAGCUGGCAUUAUUACAUGGGCCCCUUGAACUGGUUGCCGGACAGAUGCUGGCGAAUGGACAGUUUGGAGCCAGCUGCAUCACCCAACUUCCUCCACACGACCUGCAAUUGAAACGAAUAAAGGUUUUUUUUCCCCUCUAA